Molecule: messenger RNA, 1570 nt
Organism: Syzygium oleosum
Lineage: Eukaryota; Viridiplantae; Streptophyta; Magnoliopsida; Myrtales; Myrtaceae
Product: mitochondrial arginine transporter BAC2-like
Exons: 2
Coding region: 470-1417 (315 amino acids)
Biological process (GO): transmembrane transport
Molecular function (GO): transmembrane transporter activity
Source: RefSeq, a predicted model, not a curated record
UUUCGUGCUCUGUUCUUCCAUCUGCAAUAACCACCACACCCCCUCGCAAAACAGAGGAAAGAAGGGAAAAAAAAAAACAGAGAAGAACCACCACAUACUCAAAUUACUAGAGAGAGAGAGAGAGAGAGAGAGAGAGAGAGAGAGAGAGAGAGAGGGUGUGCGUGGGUGCUUUUCAUGGUGAACCACUGGCCAUCUUGAUGAAGUUGUUGUAUUAGAGUUGGUCUCUGAUUGAUUGCCGAAUCGAUCUUCCUUUGUGUUUUUCGGUACCUUAAGAUUCGAGAGCUCUGGCAUUACAAACGGGGAAGUGAUUCUAGUCUGGCGAAAACGGGAACGGGGUCGCGAGUUUUUUUGGCUUAGAGAAGAAGAUAGUAUGUAAGUUGGUAAAGAUUUGGCACAAGGGGUUCUUUUGUUUGCUUUUUUGGGGGGCUAUCUGUCGAGUGUUGUUGGGGCUGGGAAUGAGCAAAAUAUAAUGGAUUUCUGGCCAGAGUUUCAUGCGAGCAAUUGGGGUAGGGAAUUUGUGGCCGGUGGGUUCGGCGGGGUUGCGGGUAUUUUAUCCGGUUAUCCGCUCGAUACGCUCCGGAUUCGGCAGCAGCAGUCGAGGUCCGGCUCUGCCUUCGGCAUCCUUCGCGGCAUCGUCGGCAAUGAGGGGCCGGGUGCUCUUUAUAGAGGCAUGGGUGCACCCUUGGCUACUGUCACUUUUCAGAAUGCCAUGGCUUUUCAAGCCUACGCUAUCCUAUCCCGAGCUUUUGAUGCAUCUGGGUCUUCCCAAGAUCCUCCUUCCUACAAAGGAGUCGCUUUAGGAGGCGUCGGCACCGGUGCCCUGCAAAGUCUCAUACUAACUCCCACUGAAUUGGUUAAGAUCCGCCUUCAGUUGCAGGAGAGAGCCUAUGCUAAUUCCCAUAAGCUACAUAACCGCCAUAAUGGACCGAUGAGUGUUGCCAAAAGCAUAUUUCAGAGAGAAGGAUUAAGAGGUAUGUACCGCGGCUUGACGAUCACUUUGCUUCGAGACGCGCCAUCCCAUGGGGUCUACUUCUGGACGUACGAGUAUAUGAGGGAGAAGCUCCACCCUGGAUGCAGAAAAGAUGGUCAAGAGAGCUUUAGGACGAUGAUUACAGCGGGAGGCCUAGCAGGAGUUGCAAGUUGGAUCUGUUGCUAUCCCUUAGACGUCGUGAAGACGAGACUGCAAGCUCAAUCCCACCUCUCGCCGGUGCAAUACAGUGGGAUAGUCGAUUGUCUGUGUAGAAGUGUGAAAGAGGAAGGUUACGGCGUGCUGUGGCGAGGCCUAGGAACUGCUGUUGUCAGAGCUUUCUUUGUGAAUGGUGCGAUUUUCACUGCUUAUGAACUCGCUCUCAGGUGCUUCUUCAACAACGAGAGUAGCAUCAGCAUCCAACGAGAGAGUGCAAUCUGGGAAAACUAGUGGAUGCUUCGCGUUGUCGGCCAUCACUAGAGGCUAUCUAGCUGCUGGCAAGUGUUAUUACAUAGGUGUAAAGAGAUGAAUUUGUACAGGAUUACUUUCAUAGGAUUGCAGUAAUAUUACUCUUAGGGGAUGAACUUCACAUGGUUAUUGCUA